Medioppia subpectinata is the source of this 6438-nucleotide messenger RNA. The record is from the annotation of a GenBank genome assembly. Lineage: Eukaryota; Metazoa; Arthropoda; Arachnida; Sarcoptiformes; Oppiidae.
AUGAAAGGAGGUGACGUAACGUACUUUGCAAUCAACCGGUCAUUUGUGUAUAAAAUAGUCAUAAAUAACGUACAGAACGAGUGUGUGAUUGAAUUUUGUGUCUCUCCAUUGAUCACUGAAAUGGCGGAUCAAUUCUUCGACAACGAGGCGGAAGUGUCGGAAGGAAGCGAAGACGAAGAGGUGAGGAAUGAUAUCAAAACCAAAAAGAGGGCCAAAUUUGAAGACUCGGAGGAAGAGGAAGAAGACGAUGAGGACCGGCUUCGCAAUGAGAUGAAGGAUCUGAUCAACGAUGAAGAGGAAGAGCCCGAAGAGUCUGACGAAGAGGUGACGGGACGGAAGCGGACGCGAGAGGAUCUCGAGGAAGACCUGGAGGACGACGACUACGAUCUGAUCGAAGAGAAUUUGGGCCGACGUAUAGAGAGGAAGAAGAAGUUCCGUCGCGUCCAACGUCUUGAGGACGACGACGAGGACGAGGAGAGGACUGUUGCCCAAGAAGUGAACGAUAGAGAGGCGAUCGCUAACGAGUUGUUUGACGCGAACGACGAGGAGGCGGACCGACCGGCGCAGGCCGUGCGGCGCGACCGCAGCGAUCGCGAGGCUAUCGACGAUCGCUUCGCUGAGAUGUCCGGUUCGGAGCAUUCGGACGACUCGGACGAAGACAACUUCAUUGUGGACGACGACGACCGGCCGAUACAACCGCGCGUUCGCUCCGCUCGCAAGAGCCACAGGUUUACCGAUGAGGCGCUACAACAGGCGCAGGACAUCUUCGGUGUGGACUUUGACUUCGAUGAAGUGCAACAAUACGAAGAGACCGGAGAGUACGACGAAGAGGGCGACGAAGAGAUGGAUGAGUACGAAGAGGGCGACGGAGAGGCCACACAGCGCUCGGAGCGCACUAAGAAAGCGGGCCGUAAGCGCCGGUCGGCCCGUAAGAGCAUAUUCGAGAUCUACGAGCCGUCAGAGCUCGAGAGGAGUCACUUAACAAAAGGAGAUAACGAUAUCCGUAACGCGGAUAUACCGGAACGCUUCCAACUGCGGUCAGUGCCCGUCACGCCGUGCGAAGAGCCCGAACUCAUAGACGAGGCCGACUGGAUCUAUAACGGGGUGUUCUCCGCCCCCACCAUCUCUAUUCAGGACGAGUCCGGAGAGGGAAAGAAUGAUCCGAUCGGUGGCUUUAAGCAGAAGACCGCUGUCAGUAAGAUUCGCGAGGCGUUGCGAUUCAUGCGAAACGAGUUACUGGAAGUGCCGUUCAUUACGCACUAUCGCAAAGAGUACGUCGAGCCCGAGCUUACGGUCACCGACUUGUGGCUCAUCUAUAAGUACGACGAGAAGUGGUGUCAACUCCAGACACGCAAAGCCAAUCUGAACCAACUGUUCCGCAAUAUGCAGGUCUAUCAGACCGAACAGAUCAUGAGAGACACCGACGCCGCUCUGCCCGAAGGCAUUCGGCUUAUCAAUGACGAAGACAUACAUCGCGUCAAUUCGGUGACAAAUUUUGAAGAGUUGCGGGACUGUUGGGUACACUUCCAGCUGUACUACUCGGCAGACGUGCCAAACAUGAAGAGAGAGGCGUUGCGAAAGGAAAGACAACAGCGUCUGAAUGAGAUGAGCGCCGAAGAGGACGCCGACAAGAUUUUGGCCGAAGAGGAGGAACAGAUGAACACUAAGCUCUCGUCUAUGCGUUUGGCGCAACGGAAGGACACAUACACUAUCUGUAAAGAGGCCAACAUUAUAGGACUGGUGACCAAAUUCGGUCUGACGCCCGACCAGUUUGGCGAGAAUUUGCGCGACAACUAUCAGCGGCACGAAGUGGAACAAUACCCGGUGGAACCGCUCGAAGCGGCGCACGAUUACGUGUGCCAUCGGUUCCAAACGCCUGAGAAGGUGUUACAGGCGGCGAGUUUUAUGGUCGCCAAACAGAUCAGUUGCGACCCAAUUGUGCGGAAAUCGAUGCGCCAGACAUUCUUCGAGAGGGCACACCUUCACGCGCGGCCCACCAAAAAGGGCAUCAAAGAGAUCGAUGAGAACCAUCCCUGUUAUAUACAUAAGUAUUUGAUUAACAAACUCAUCAAGACGUUCGGUGGCGACCAAUUCCUACAACUCAUGGUCGCCAAGACUGAGGGACUCAUGGAGUUUGAGAUCACGAUCGAUAAGUUGGAUCUGACCACUGGUGCCAAUCCUGGUUCGCAACCGGUGGCUAAAAACAAAUACUUUGAUGAAAUCAGACAACUCUACCAUAGAGAUGAGUUUAGUAUUAACGUCCAGGAGUGGAACGCACAGCGAUCCGGAGCUCUGGAGAUAGCGCUCAACAAAUUCCUAUACCCGGCCUUCGAGAAGGAGCUCAAGAUUAAACUGAUGACUGAAGCGCAGGACACUAUUGUAAACCAAUGCGUACAGCGAUUGUCGUCAUGGCUUCGAGUGGCCCCGUAUAGCAUACCUCCAGAUGUGGUACAACUCGACGACGACGAAGACUUUGACACUCGAGAAGGCAUACGAGUGAUGGGUCUGGCGUUUGUGCCGAACAACGAGGACGCGUCGUUCGCCGCCAUUAUUGACGGCGACGGAGAGGUCACCGAUUAUCUCAAAUUGGAGUACUUUAUGCUUCGGAAGAGCGACUGGAUGUCCGAUCAGGAGAGACGCUUACGGGACGCAGACGUGGAGAAACUCAAGAAAUUUAUAUUAAACAAAAAGCCACACGUGAUAGGCAUCGGAUGCGACACAAUGACCACCCGAUACGUGAUGGACGACGUGAAGGCCGUUGUGACGAAUCUGAACGAAACGGAACAGUUUCCGCUCAUUUCGGUUGAAUACGUGGACAAUGAGGUGUCCACUGUCUAUAUGAACAGUAAGAAAGCAUUGAUCGACUUUCACAACUAUCCGCCGCACUUGCGUCGGGCCAUCUCAUUGGCGCGUCGAUUACAGGACCCGUUGAUUGAGUUCUCGCAGCUCUGCACCGCAGACGAGGAGAUACUAUGUAUUAAAUACCAUACACUGCAGGAACACAUGCCGAAGGACGAGCUUCUCAACAGUCUAUACCUGGAGUUUGUGAAUCGCGUGAAUGAAGUGGGCGUUGAUAUCAACCGCUCGAUAACUCACCCGCACACGAGUCAAUUGGUGCAAUUCAUCGGUGGUUUGGGGCCGCGAAAGGGCGCGUAUCUGAUCCGUACGCUGAAGAAGCAACAAACACCGAUGUUGGAGAACAGGACCCAAUUGGUCCAGAAUUGCAAUAUCGGCAAAAUUGUGUUCAUUAAUUGCGCCGGUUUUAUACGCAUAGACACCGCUUCGUUGGCCGACUCGGGAACCGAUACGUACAUCGAAGUGCUGGACAGUACACGCGUUCAUCCGGAGGCGUACGAGUGGGCGCGCAAAAUGGCUGUCGACGCCCUCGAGUACGACGAAGACAACGACACGAAUCCGGCGCAAGCCUUGGAAGAGAUCAUUGAAAAUCCCGAAAAACUCAAAGACUUAGAUCUGGACGCCUUCGCCGAUGAGCUGACUCGACAGGGAAUGGGUCUCAAGUCGAUCACUCUCUACGACAUUAGGGCUGAACUGAGCGCCCGAUACAAAGACCAGAGGACACCCUUUCGAACCGCGAAUCCCGAAGAGAUCUUCCAGAUGUUGACCGGAGAGACACACGACUCGUUCUAUAUCGGAAAGUUAGUGUUGGGAAAAGUGGUUCGAGUGGCCCGACGCAAGCCAUUGUCGGAACAGCUCGACAACGCUAACCCCGUGCGUAACGACGAGACGGGUCUCUGGAAGUGUCCGUUUUGUAACAAAAGCGAUUUCCCGGAGUUGAGCGAAGUGUGGAACCACUUCGACGCCGGCAGUUGUCCGGGUCAGGCCAUCGGCAUUCAUGUGCGACUCGACAACGGCCUCACGGGUCUCAUUCAAACCCGUCUUAUCAGCGAUCGGGAGGUGAUCGACCCGCUCGAGAGGGUUCAGAUCAACCAAAAAGUUGUCCGGGCCAUCGGCAUUCAUGUGCGCCUCGACAACGGCCUCACGGGUCUCAUUCAAACCCGUCUUAUCAGCGACCGGGAGGUGAUCGACCCGCUCGAGAGGGUUCAGAUCAACCAAACCAUUCACUGCCGUAUUCUAAAGAUUACGGUCGAAAAGUUUUUGGUUGACCUGACGUGCCGUACGUCAGACUUGGCCGACAGUAACUUCCAAUUCAGACCCCAAAGGGAUACCGACUUCUACUACGAGGCGGAGGACAAAGACAAUCAACACGAGGAGAACCUGAAGAAGCGUCAGAGUCGGCAGCCGUACGUGAAGCGCAUUAUAGUUCAUCCGGCCUUUCAUAACAUCGACUACAAACAGGCCGAGAAGAUGCUGACCAACUCUGACCAGGGUGAAACCAUCAUCAGGCCCUCCAGCAAAGCCAACGACCACUUGACGCUCACGUGGAAAGUCUAUAACGGCGUUCACCAACACAUAGACAUCCGCGAAGAGGGCAAAGACAACGCAUUCAGUUUGGGUCACGAGCUCUUCAUCGGCAACGAGUCCUACGAAGAUUUGGACGAAAUUAUCGCUCGUUAUGUCCAACCGAUGGCCUCAUAUGCCAGAGAUCUGACGUCUUAUAAGUACUUUAAGGAUUCCGAUGGAAAGAAAGAAGAGUUGGAUCGCAUGCUUAUGGAGGAGAAGAAGAAGGCGCCCUCAAGGAUACCAUAUUUCGAUUCCGAUGGAAAGAAAGAAGAGUUGGAUCGCAUGCUUAUGGAGGAGAAGAAGAAGGCGCCCUCAAGGAUACCAUAUUUCGUGACCGCUUCCAAAGAACUUCCGGGAAAAUUCCUGCUCUCAUAUCAACCAAAUAUGAAGUCAUUUCACGAAUACAUUAGUAUAACUCCCGAUGGCUAUCGUUAUCGGUCGCAGCCGUUCCGAUCUGUGGCCGCUCUAUUCAAGUGGUUUAAGAUACACUUCAACGACCGGUCGACGUUCCCGCGAACGCCGGUCGCCACGCCGUCACUGAGAACGCCCGCCGGCGGCUCGUCGUUCAUCAACUCGACGGGAACGCCAAACAUCGACCCGCAGGCCAUACAACGCGCGGCCGCCUCUAUGUCUAAUCACGUGUUUAACGCUCUGUCACAAGUGGCCGGUCAGACGCCAUCGUUCGGCGGCGCUGCGGCCGCGUUCGGCAGCUCUGGUCACUCGUCAUCGAUGGGUCCGCCUUUCGGUGGAAGCGGCGGUCACUCGCGCGGCGGUUAUUACGGCCAAAACAACGCGCAGACACCUGUCAUGACACCCAAUAACAUGUCUACGCCUCGCAAUUACCAGCAAAACACUCCGGGAUCUAUGGGUCCGCCGUCGCACAUACCGUCGUCCAACCCGAGACCGGGCUCUCGCUCUGGCAACCAAUGGGGGCAAAUGGCCUCCGACUGGGCCAAUGUUAAGCCCAAAAUUAAGCCGCGGACGCCCUCUUACAACACUCCCGGCGCCUCCUCUCAGAUGUCUAUUAGUCCGACACAGAAUACACCCAAUCGUGGAGGAGAUCAGACACCGCUUGAGGACGAGUGGAUGGCCAGCAGUCGACGACCCGAACACUCGGCUCCGCCCGAAAUCUUUUACAGCGAAACCGAAGCCAUUAAAUACACGACAAAUUCCCGAAUGAUUGCAAUUCAGGCGCAGAUGAGUGAACGAGCGAUUGAAUUGAUGGCACUUCCAGAAGACGAACCCAAACUUAUACUCGACUUAGGGUGCGGAUCAGGUCUUAGUGGGCAAGUGUUGGAAGAUAUGGGCCACACGUGGAUCGGUUUGGACAUCAGUCGAGCGAUGCUUAACGUGUGCCGAAGCCGUGAACCCGAAUCGGGAGAUAUAUUGUUGUCUGAUUUGGGAGAAGGGGUGCCCUUCAGAGCCGGUUCUUUCGACGGCGCCAUCAGUAUAUCGUGCAUCCAAUGGCUGUGCAAUGCGGACAAAACCAAUCACUCGCCGGUUCAACGUCUGUACCGUUUCUUCUCGAGCCUCUACUCGUGUCUGUCGCGCAACAGUCGCGCAGUCUUUCAGUUUUAUCCCGAAAACGGCUCUCAAGUGGAACUGAUCACCGCUCAGGCCAUGAGAGCCGGCUUUACCGGUGGUCUCGUCGUUGACUUCCCCAACAGUACGAAAGCCAAGAAAAUGUUUUUGGUUUUGUUUACCGGCGGUUCCGCUCAACAGCUGCCCAAAGGUCUGACCGAAGAAUCGGAUAAUACUGUUCCUUACAGUAGCCGUCGAGACGUGACCGACAGUCGCGGACGACCGACAAAAGCGCCCAAAAAGUCCCGCCAAUGGAUACUCGACAAGAAGGAGAGGCGACGACGACAGGGAAAGCACGUGAGGAAUGACACGAAAUACACGGGAAGGAAACGGAGCGCAAGAUUUUAAGCAAUCAUUGUUUUUGUGAUUUUCAUUAUGUAUUUAAGAGAUGACAACGAAAUUUAAUUUGUUAUUAAAAACUAUUUAAAAAUGACA